Auanema sp. JU1783 is the source of this 2817-nucleotide messenger RNA. The record is from the annotation of a GenBank genome assembly. NCBI's taxonomy places the organism in Eukaryota, Metazoa, Nematoda, Chromadorea, Rhabditida, Rhabditidae.
AUGACAAAAAGUAUUCGAAAAGAAGAAGGAUGGACUGUACGCAAAGUGAACUCCUUCUUUGAGCACGUUGGUACAUUCGUAAGUGCUUACCCUUGGACAUGUAUCUUGUUGAGUACCUUAUUAACUAUUGGAUUAUCAAUCAAAAUACCUCUGACGGAAAUGGAAAACAACAUCAGUGAUUUCACUCCCUAUGAAGCUCGUUCCCGCAAAGAGUUGGAGAUCUACAAAAGUUUUUUUCAAAACCGGGGAGAACCCAAAACUAUCUAUGCUUUCUGUAGCGGCAAAAAUGGUACAAACAUGCUGGGCUUACAACAGCUGAAUGAAACUGUACAGGUUCUUGAUGGAAUAUCUAGAGACUUCCGAUUGAAGAAAAAUUCGAAAAUGGAAACUUUCGAAGAGUUUUGCAGUGGCUUCUGUACUCUGAAUGAACCUGUUCGACACUUCUACAGUGGAAUGCAAAUAUGGGAUCAGUAUGGAAAUGAAAGUCGACAUUUGGAUUUGGGAUAUCCUGUUACUACAGUACUCGGCACCAAGCUUUAUAUGGAUCCUAACUUCUUUGGAGUCAAAAUAUCCAUUGAGGACGCAAACAAUGGCAUUCGACGGGUUGUUUCAGUAGCUGAUGGAUCUGCCAUUUCAAGUAUACAGACUCAAGUUCCCAAUAAUAUUCGAGAAUUGGAUCUGAUCGUUCUCCAAUUCAGGGCUGAGAUAGGAAAUGAUGUGAACGCGGAUGAUUUGAAAGUGUACGAGAGAGAGAUCGUUGACUACUAUCACAAAACUUUCAAAUCAGAUGUUAUUGAUGUUUACAUUCUCACUGAUUCCUUCAUCACCUCGGAAAUCGUCACAGCUGGCUUGACAUUACUUCCUUUUUUGGUUAUUGGAUUUACCAUCAUGUCAGUCUUCUCUUCCGUCACAUUCAUCAUUGGAGGAAUCAUGAAUGAUCAGUUGAACAAGUUCAAAAUUGUCCUAGCUAUUAUGGCUUGUGUGGCUCCAUUUAUGGCUUGCGGAACAACACUCGGAGGAAUGUUCCUUUCAGGAUUUCGAUUUGGUUCCAUACUAUGUGUGACACCUUUUCUUGUUCUUGCUAUUGGGGUGGAUGAUGCUUAUCUCAUGGUUAACGCUUGGCAAAGAAUAACGAAUGAACGGAGGACAGUGGCUUAUACGAACGUUAGGCAAGAAGUAAAACACCGAAUCAUAGAGAUGUUAGUUGAGACAGGACCGUCGGUCUCUAUCACGACAAUAACAAACGUCUUGGCGUUUGGCAUUGGAGCUAUGACUCCAACGCCUGAAAUUCAAUUAUUCAGUAUUGGCAACGCCUUAGCAGUGAUAGUUGACUUCAUCUAUCAAUUGACCAUUUAUGCGGCUCUCAUGGCUAUAGUAGGCCGCUAUGAGAUUGAGAAGGAAAUGGAGAAGAAAGAGAAACAAAUGAAAACCCUGGAUCUAACUGAGAAAUCAGAGAAGAGUGAUCUCUCCAUACAUAUGACUAAACCCUGUAAAUCCAAAUUCCUCAACUUCUACUGUGACACAAUCCUGAAUAAGUAUGUGUCAUCAGCAAUACUUGGUUUACUAGCAGCCUAUUGGUACAUAAGUGUUGUCGGGACAUUGCAAAUCAAAGCAGAACUUAGCCCGGACAAGCUCUUCUUGCAGGGAUCAAACAUUGUGAAAAUAUUCGAACAGCGAAAACAACAUAUAAUUCCCUAUUAUGGAGUAUGCUGGGUGCUCGUAGGAGCUCCGGGAGAUAUCACACGAGAGACUCAAAAAUUGCGUUUGCAUCAACUAAUUGAAAGUUUCGAAGCGUUACCUGGCUCAGUUGGACGUUAUUCGACUAAGUUUUGGAUGAGAGAUUAUGAAGAGUUUCUUCGACAGAGCGAGUUGAUGGAAGAGGAAGAGUUUGAGGAUCUCGAAGAGCAUGAUCAACUGGCUCAUAACAGAACUUUCGAAGAGAUAUCGUUAGCUUUUGCUGAAAAUGGAACAUCAUCACUCAAGAGCUUUGAAGAUAAGGUUGUAAUGCGAAAUGAGUUGAAACAGUUCCUUGAAUGGCCUGAAUUCUCCUUCUGGAAAGGUUUUAUACAGUACAAAGAAAAGGAUGACAACACUUAUGACGUCACGGGAUUCAUUAUAACAACCGCUUACCAUGGACAUGAGUUACAAGAAUGGUCUAACAGAGCCAAGCUGUUGAACGACUGGCGCAAUGUUGCUGACAAGUUUCCUGAUCUCAAUGUCUCUGUCUAUGAAGACGACGCUAAGUUCUUGGAUUUGAUUGAAACGAUGGUUCCCAUUGCUAGUCAAUCAGCCUUUUUCACUUUCGUUUCAAUGUUUAUCGUCGCUUUCCUAUUCAUAUCUCAUCCUCCCACCUUAUUCGUGGCAACGUUCAGUAUAUUGAGCACAAGCAUAGGUGUGUUCGGUAUGAUGUCAUGGUGGGGAGCGGAUCUGGAUCCCAUUCUGAUGUCAGCAACAGUUAUGUCAAUUGGAUUUUCAGUUGAUAUACCGUCUCAUAUCAGCUAUCACUUCCAUUUAACAAGAAAAGAAACAAGCUGCAUACGACGAAGACUGGAAAGUACUAUUGCGGCAGUGGGUUUCCCCAUAAUGCAGGCAUCCGUCUCAACUACAUUAUGUGUUUUGAGUCUGUUCUUCGUAGAUUUACACAUGUCACAGCUGUUUGCAAAAUGCAUGUUGUUAGUUGUUGUGAUUGGAAUGAUCCAUGGCCUUGUAGUCAUUCCUGUUAUGUUCAAUUUAAUGUCAGCUCUUCCUCGCAAAGUUUCCUAUGCUGUGAGUAGUCAACAGCAUAGGGCGAUAUCCGUAGAAGUUAACUUCCCUUGA